CAAGCGUUACAGCAAUUACCCCCUACGUCACGUCCGCCCUCUGGUUUUCUCGGAAGUACACCAAAAUAAAACAGCUGGAAAGAUGCUUCGCCUCACUGCAGAAGCCCAGCUGUUCGAUAAAGCCUGACAUUUGUUCCUCCUGGCUGUGUUUUCCUGGUUGUCGUCCCUUCGGCAGGAUGUCUUUCCCGGCCUCUUUCGGCUCGCAGCUCGCAGCCAUCAUGGACGUGCUGGCGAAGGCUGCGGUCGCAGAAAUAACGAAGCUGGUGGAGGACGGGACCGUGGUGCUGCGCCUGGAGAUGUGUCGGAGGGACGGUGAGAUCCAGGAGCUCAAAAGAAGUUUGAAGCUGAUGGAGGUUGAACUCUGCAAAGCUCAGGAAGCAGCCGCGAGUCGAGCCGCGAAGGACGCACAGGAGCAAACAGCAGCCGGGAGUCAGGUCCUCCAGAAAGAUGAAAAAGAAGACCAGGAAACGUGCUCCGUGUAUCUUGAACCAGAGACCGCUGAUUCAGUCUGUGAACCUCGACAUGAAACACAGGAGAGCCGUGACGUGAGGCCAACGGUGAAACACGAGCCGGCGGAUGAACUUGCCACCCAGGAAACAACGGACAACACUUCAACAGCAGACGUUUGCUUUGAGGCGAGAGAACGAGGCGACCCGAUCUGGCCUCCUCCCGCUUGUAGCAUGUUUGAAAAAAGCUCUGUUGCAAUGCAGCAGUGCAUACAGAUUAUCCCCCCUCACGUGGAGCAAUAUGCUGCUCAUAGAAACACAGAAAGUUCCUUUAACGCUUCAUCAACUGACGCAGAGGGGACGGCAGAUGAUUCCUUAAGUGUGCCCAUAAAAAUAGAGGUGGACAUUCGACCUAUGUGCAUGGAAAGCACCACUUCAGAGUCUGGUCACGACGAACAGUUCAGACACGCUUCGCACCCUGCAGUCAGUCAGGACCGGUGCUUGCAGUCUGCUUCUCAACAGGCCGGGCCCUCGCUAGCCCCGCCUCAUGCGCAGAGGUCUAAUGCAGGAACGUUUGGACCAAACACGGAAGACCACAUCCUCAGUAGACACAGCCUGAGAGCAAAAAGGCUAAUGAAUGUUUGGAGAGCGAAUCAGAAACUGUUCAUCUGCACGGUCUGCAACAGGGGCUUCCCCCGCUUGUCUCAGCUGGAAGAGCACAGGGCCACCCACCAACCCUUUAAACCCUUCAGGUGCCUCGAAUGCGGGAAAUCUUUCACUCAGAAGACCCGGCUGAAGACGCACCAGAGCGUGCACACGGGCGAGAGGCCGUUUAGUUGUAAAAUCUGCGGCAAGAUGUUUUCGAGGCAGGACAACUGCCUGAGACACGAGCGGUUCCACAGCGGGCUGAAGCCGUACAGCUGUGGACAGUGUGGUAAAAGCUUCACUGUGCUGGGUAACCUCAAAAUACAUCAAGAGAUUCACCUGCAGGGAAGAUAGCGCUCAGAUGCUGGGGCUCUGACUGAGAGAAUUUGCAAAAGCACUUAGUUAUCUCGCCAGUGAACUUUGACAGUUUUAAUGCAUCGGAUGCCACCAUAAACUGUCUACAUGGCAGGAUUGUUCAAACCAUGGGUUGCAACCACUCUACUGCAUGUGUCGGACAUACAGACUCGUUUUCAGACAUACCAGUUUAUUUUUCUCUCAGUGACGAUGAGGCAAUGCAUCUGUUUAUUCUUUAUCAUUGUAAUGGAAGUGUGGGAUUUAUUAAUUACUGUAAAUGAAAACAGUGCAUUUACAGUUUAUAAAAAAAGCUACAAACUGCCAAAUGAGAUUGCCAGUUUCAUUUUGACUUUCCAUUAAUUUCACUUAACAAUUUCACUUUGAUUAACAGGUUUUCUGUACCUAAAAAAGGAGUGGGCAAUAUGGAUCAAAUCCACAAUUAUAAUAUAUGUACGUUUAUAAUGCGAUAUUGAUGUAUAUUGUGGUAUACUACAUUUUAUAGAAAGUCUAUUGUCUGUUUUUGCCUAAUCUAGCAAAGAAAUACUUGAUUGAUUGCAAAGUAAGUUAAAAUUAAGUAAGUUAAGUUAAAAAAGCCAUAAAGCAAUGCUGCUUAUUGAUUUAAUACCCACAGUGGUCGAAUAUAUUGGUCCUGAUAUGGUACAUGAGGUGUGUGACCUCCCUCUAGUGGUACGUGGAGGAAAUUCUAAAAGAGUAAAAAGUUAAAUUAAUUUAAAAACAUAUAAAAAUAAUACAACAUUUUGAAUGAAGAUACUUAAACUAGGAGGAUCACUGAAAUGUAGUUUAAAGUAAGAUUUGCCUUUCCUGUAAUGUUGUUGUCUCAAUAUCUGCCUGCGAUGUAAUGACGUUCAUGCACGCGGAGUCCGUGAUUACACCUUGUGGUGCAUGAGAGUUGUGUGGAAGAGUUUAAGUGCCAGUGGUAGUGAACCCCCCUUCAGCAGUCAACGAGUGUAUUUUUACAUCAGUGUUAAUGGUGGCAGUGGUUGCCUUAUAUUUUCUGAGAAGAUUUGCAGUGUAAAACGUUUGACAAACUCUGGUGUAAUACCUCUACAAGGUGUUACAAGAUGAAUGUAAGUCAUUAGAUGAGUUUAACCUCUUGAGCCUUGAAGUUAAACACUUUUGGAACUAGAGUGACACAAGUAGAUAUAGCUCGUAGGAAUAAAAAGGUUGUGAAUCAUUGGUCUAAUACACAGAGAUAUUAAAGAGAAUUACUGAUGAAUGACAAAUUUAUAUUUUCUACUUAUGUUGUCAUAUCGCCCAGCCACACCCUCAAUGCAUACCUUUUGUAAUUUGAUUCUCUGGGUUCAUGUUACCUUAUGUACAAAGACAACAGGUAUCAGAUCAGUACUUGUGUCAGCAGAUAUCCUCACUUCAGGUGCCUUGGAAAGUUUCUGGUAUCCUCUCCCUAACUGGCACUUUUGUAAUAUUCCUUUGUCUUCAUAAUGUUGAAUCAUCCAGAUACAGACUGUGUAUUUAAUCUAAAAUUACUUGUCACACCUUGAUUACACACAAGUGAUGUUUAUUUAACAUGUGGCCUUUUUAUAGACAGUUGGGUGAACCGGUGAGGAUCUAGUGUGUCAAAGUAAUGGUGAUGUGGAAGUGGGAGAGGGUGUGUGCCUAUGCAAUAAUUUAUCGUUUAAUAUUUCUAUUAAAUUUAAAUCUAUCUUAUUUGUUUUCUCGUGACGUUAAAAUAUGUUAAUGUUCCCAAUUUGUGUUAUUUCCAUUUUGUCUUAAAGGUUUCAAAUUUCUAUAAAUACUUUACAAUAAGUGUAAAUAUGAGUAUAAUAGAUGCCUACUUGUUUUUUCUCUAUAAUUUUUUUUUACAUUUUUAUUUUUGUUUCAAUUAUAAUCUGUCUAUAUUAUAACUUAAUGAAUAUGGAUUUAUUAAAUAAAUAAUAUUUUGUUGGGGGGAAAAGGGACUUAAAGUAAAUUGUAUAACUUUGAUUUAUAGGCUGCUGCUGCUUGGCUUAUUUCCUGCACGUUUUUAACUGGUGCGAUGUCUGUAUGUUUGCUGGUUACAGAUCCCCUCCAGACAUAUUAAAACGUAGUUUAAAUAGUUUGCUUGAAACAGUAAUGUUUGUCUGAUAUGUUUUUUCUGCAAAAAUAGUAUAA
This is a messenger RNA of Morone saxatilis (striped sea-bass), 3575 nucleotides long. Its product is annotated as zinc finger protein 69-like. The record is from RefSeq and is a predicted model, not a curated record. Gene Ontology annotation, molecular function: DNA-binding transcription factor activity; RNA polymerase II cis-regulatory region sequence-specific DNA binding. NCBI's taxonomy places the organism in Eukaryota, Metazoa, Chordata, Actinopteri, Moronidae. The coding region runs from base 177 to 1445 and encodes 422 amino acids. The transcript has 2 exons. Gene Ontology annotation, biological process: regulation of transcription by RNA polymerase II.